AUGGAGACGGUGACGGGACGCACCGCGCAGGAGAUCGGGGAGAGAGCAAAGAGAAGGGCCCGUACUACAGAUGCGGUGGAGAACCCUCACUGUUCAGGCUCAGAGCACGACUCCACUGUCCGCCGGCUCGUGCUCAUCGCCGCGCCGAAUCAUAAAGGAAGACCCAAAAGACACCGCUGUGAUGAUUGCAAGCAAGUCUUCACCACUUCAUCAAACCUGAAGAUCCAUAAGAAAACUCACAUUAGAGACAAGCCGUACAGCUGUGAUCAGUGUGGAGCGGCUUUUGCGCACAAAAGUUCUCUAACGAUUCACCAACGUAUUCACACUGGAAACAAGCCGUACAGCUGUGAUCAGUGUGGAGCGGCUUUUGCCCGGAAAAGUUCUCUAACGAGUCACCAGCUUAUUCACACUGGAGACAAGCCUUACAGCUGUGAUCAGUGUGGAGCGGCCUUUGCGCACAAAGGUUCUCUAAUGAGACACCAACGUAUUCACACUGGAGAAAAGCCUUACAGCUGUGAUCAGUGUGGAGCGGCUUUUACCUUUCAAGCUCAACUAAGGCAACACCAACGUAAUCACACUGGAGAAAAGCCUUACAGCUGUGAUCAGUGUGGAGCGGCUUUUGCCCAAAAAAGUCAUCUAACGAGACACCAACACAUUCACACUGGAACCAAGCCUUACAUCUGUGAUCAGUGUGGAUCGACUUUUGCCCGGGAAUGUCACCUAACGAAACACCAACGUAUUCACACUGGAGAAAAGCCUUACAGAUGUGAUCAGUGUGGAGAGGCUUUUGCCCAGCAAACUAGCCUAAAGCAACACCAACGUAUUCACACUGGAGAAAAGCCUUACAAAUGUGAUCAGUGUGGAGCGGCUUUUGCCCAGAAAAGUUCUCUAACGAGUCACCAACGUAUUCACACUGGAAACAAGCCUUACAGAUGUGAUCAGUGUGGAGGGGCUUUUGCCCAGCAAAGUCACCUAAUUAAACACCAACGUAUUCACACUAGAGACAAGCCUUAGAGAUGUGAUCAGUGUGGAGUAUGUUUUGCCACAUCAAGUAAUCUAAGGAGUCGUCAACGUAUUCACACUGGAUAAAAAGUGUACAUUUGUGAUCAUUGCUGAUUUAAUUCAACAUCGGUUAAAUUCCAAUGCAAUAGCAGUUCAGUACCAGUGCAGCACACUUGUAAUGUCUGUGCAAAACCUGGUUCAGUUCCAUUUCAGUACUUGUCAGGGUUUGACAUUUCAUGUUGACAUUUCCUGUUUUAUUUUGAAGCCCAUGUCCUUGUGUUUAAGUUCUUGUCUGACCUUCCUGUUUCCUUCUGCCCUGAUUGUCUGCACCUGUGUCUCGUUAAGCUUUGUGUGUAUCAGGGGUCUCCAACCUUUUUCGCUCUGAGAGCUACUUUUACAAAAAUGAAAGUGGACGAGAGCUACUCGUGUUUUGUAACAUGUAUUGCAUACUGUAUUUUAACCCAAACAAACUUAACUGUUAACAUUAUGUAUCAAAACACCACAAACAAUAUUUAAAUCAUCUGCAUUUUGGCUUUCUGUAUGUACUUUUGUGU
This is a messenger RNA of Cololabis saira (Pacific saury), 1556 nucleotides long. RefSeq names its product zinc finger protein 239-like. NCBI's taxonomy places the organism in Eukaryota, Metazoa, Chordata, Actinopteri, Beloniformes, Belonidae. Gene Ontology annotation, biological process: regulation of transcription by RNA polymerase II. The transcript is spliced from 3 exons. Bases 1 to 1014 code for a protein of 337 amino acids. Gene Ontology annotation, molecular function: DNA-binding transcription factor activity, RNA polymerase II-specific; RNA polymerase II cis-regulatory region sequence-specific DNA binding. The record is from RefSeq and is a predicted model, not a curated record.